This is a messenger RNA of Tachyglossus aculeatus (Australian echidna), 2229 nucleotides long. It is a transcript of the gene HAPLN2, whose product is annotated as hyaluronan and proteoglycan link protein 2. Gene Ontology annotation, molecular function: hyaluronic acid binding. Lineage: Eukaryota; Metazoa; Chordata; Mammalia; Monotremata; Tachyglossidae. The record is from RefSeq and is a predicted model, not a curated record. The coding region runs from base 1 to 1485 and encodes 494 amino acids. Gene Ontology annotation, biological process: cell adhesion. The transcript is spliced from 9 exons.
AUGGACCGACGGGCGGGCGCCCACAGAGGCCGAGCCACGGACCGCGCCACCGCGGGGGCCCGGGCUGCCGCCUCGCCCCCGAUGGACUCCCCACAGCACCUGCGGAGAAAGCGCGUCGUGUCUCCCGUGGGCCGGGGGGGGGUGGGGGGGGCGGGCGGGGGGACAAUGCGUGGCUCUGUCCCGCGGCCGGGCGGGGCCGGGGUGAGGGAGCGGAAGGCCGCCCACCGCCAGCCCGCGGCUCCCAGGCAGCGGGAGGGGCACCCACCCGGCCAGGCCUCCCCCGGGUCCCUGUUCCCGCCCCCGGUCCGCGACCCCUCGAGGGUCCGGGCCGCCGCCCCCCGCCCCCGCGCCCGCUGUGUGUCUCCGGAGCGCCGGUCUCCCACCAUGUCCUGCCGCCCCGUCCUCGCCCACCGCCCCCUCCUCCUGCUCCUGCUCCUGACGCCUUCGGCUUCCCCGCUCCUCCCCGAGGCCUCGUCGACGGCAGUGGCCCAGGGGGUCGGGGCUCCCCGCAACCCCGCUACCUGCUCCGCCCUGUGCGGGAGGAGGUGUGGGGCCGUCGGGGGGGGCUCCGCGACCCUCCCGUGCGUGCUGGGGGUGGCUCCCCCGGGGGGAUUCGCCGUGCGCUGGAGCCGCGUGGACGCGGCCCGGGCGUCCGAGAGCCUGGUCCUGGUGCUGGCCGGCCGCGGGUCCGGCGCCGCCCAGCUGGCCACCCGGCCCUACGGAGCCCUGGGCGGCCGAGCCCGCCUGCGCCGGGGCCACCGGCUCGACAUGUCCCUGGUCCUCGGGCCGCUGCAGCUGGGCGACCCGGGACGCUUCCGCUGCCAACUCGUCCUGGGCCUGGACGACGAGAGCGUCGGGCUCAGUCUGGAGCUGGAGGGGGUCGUGUUCCCCUACCAGCCCCGCGGCGGCCGCUACCAGCUGACCCUGGCCCAGGCGGAGGAGGCCUGUGAACGCCAAGAUGGGCGCUUGGCUUCGGCCGACCAGCUCUAUCGGGCGUGGACGGAGGGUCUGCACUGGUGCGGGGCGGGCUGGCUGCGGGACGGCUCCGUGCGCUACCCGGUCCUGGAGAGCCGCGCGGCCUGCGGGGGUCCCGGGCUGCCCCCCGGCAUCCGAGUCUACGGGCCCCGCGACCCCCGACGGGACCGGUUCGACGCUUUCUGCUUCACCUCCUCGCUGACCGGCCGGGUGACGUUCAUCCCGGGCCGGCUGACCCUGGCGGAGGCGGGGCGGGCCUGCGGGGCUCGGGGGGCUUCGCUGGCCCUGGUGGGGCAGCUGUACGCGGCCUGGCGCUUCGCCGGCCUGGAUCGGUGCGACGGGGGCUGGCUGGCCGACGGCAGCGUCCGCUUCCCCAUCACCGACCCCCGGCCCCGCUGCGGCGGAGACCAGGACCCGGGCGUCCGCAGCUUCGGCUUCCCCCGCCCGCACCUGCCCGCCUACGGCGCCUACUGCUACGCCGAGACCCCCUUGACGACCCCUGACCUCUGAGCCCCGGACUCCCACCCUGAAGGCCCCGCUACCCCCCACCCCAUCCCCACCAGCAGCCGGAGGCCCAGGCUACGCCUCUCCGGUCUCCAAUCUGCCUUGUGUGUGUGUGUGGAGGGGGAGGUGUCUACACUGCCUGCUCAGGAGAAACUCCACCAGCUCAGGAAGACCCCCGGCUCCCCUUGCCCGCACUGCCCAACGGUGUAGACAGGAGAGCCGAUAGAGCCCCCACCUCUUCUUGUCAGGAAUCCAGUUCCACUACUGUCGGGAGGACAGGAGGCAAGUGAUACCUUGUGGAGAUUUCCCCUCUAGAGUGUGGAUCGGGAACUUGGCCAACAACUGUUCUUUUGUACUCUCCCAAGCUGUUAGUACAGUGCUCGGCACACAGGAAAGUGUUCAAUAAAUACCAUUGUUUAUCCUCUUGCCGGGCCCCAUCUCCAGCCUGGUGUCUGGCCUGGAAGAGCUGAUCUGUAUGUUGCCGACUUGUACUUUCCAAGCUGUUCGUACAGUGCCCAGCACACAGUAAAGUGUUCAAUAAAUACCACUGUUUACCCUCUUGCCGGACCCCAUCUCCAGCCUGGUGUCCGGCCUGGAAGAGCUGAUCUGUAUGUUGCCGACUUGUACUUUCCAAGCUGUUAGUACAGUGCUCAGCACACAGGAAAGUGUUCAAUAAAUACCAUUGUUUACCCUCUUGCCGGGUCCCAUCACCAGCCUGGUGUCCGGCCUAGAAGAGCUGAUCUAUAUGUU